CUGUUCCAAGGAACGUUAAGUGAACUAACCUCCCUCUGUUGGGGGAAUCAUAGAAAGUCUUGGAGUAAGGUUUGGAUUCAUUACUGUAUCAGAGACAACAGUUAUCCAGGAUCCAGGACGUAUCAAUUCAGCACUUUCAUGCCCUAUUCAAUCCUUAACCUGGAGCAGAAUGGAUCCACAUGUAGAACUUCGAGAACUGUUAAUAUCGAACUAUGAAGAUUAUGGUGGAAGAUUAGGUUUAAAUAUCCCUUGGGAUUUAAAUCUUCCAGUCUUCCCAUGUACAAAUUCAUCAUGCAUUCUAGAAUACAGAGAACGCAGGAAUCUGAUGAAACGUGAAGCUUCUGAAGAGAAGGAAGAAGAAGUACCUCAGCUGAAUAAUGACGGACCUGCAGUUCUCUACCUACCCCUGGGAGGAGGGGGAGGGGGAGGAUGUCCAUCUCUAGCAGAAUCAGCUGUGGUGGGAGUUAGUCAAAUGGUUUUCUUAUGGACAGUGAUGUCCGUGUUUAAUGUUGUCGCAAAUGUUGUUGCGAAUAUCAAUAACAACCAGAACAACAACAAUAACAACAACAACAACCUACAAAUUAAUAAAAUAUCAACACAGAACACACAGAUAAGUGCAAACACGAACAACGCAAACACAAUAACGAUCAUGUUGCCGCCUCCCAUCCCUGUUCUAGCCGGAGGUCGAAGGUUGGAUGCACAACGGAGACUUAAAAGGUUUGUAGAACGAGAAAGGAAACUUGAAGAACGAAAGAAAGGAAUAUAUUCCAAGGAUCUGAACUUUCUACCAACAGCAUCGAAUAUCUUCAAGUCUGUACUGGACAGUGAUGGUCUAAUAUCUACGGAAUGUUUAGGACGUCAUCUUUGCCAUUUAUCUAAAGACGAGACUGAACAGCUUGAUUUCAAACAAUCCGUUGCACUGAAGACAAUGACAUUUGCAUUAAUGUGGAUGAAGCUCGAGGAUCGGAGCCAGUCCUUCGUUGAGUUCCUGGACAAUAUGGUGUUAGGAAACCUAGACCAAGAUCUAGACUGCGAUCUUAUUUUCUAUACUUGCUGACUUAACACACUCAAGUCAGGGGACUUCAGUCAGAGAUUAGCAUGACAAUUGAUAUUUAAAAUUAAUUGUAGAAUUUGUUUGUACCUCUUACACCUAAGAGAAGCAAACGUAUUGAAUUAAGAAACACAAAUUACCCCUGGUACCCUGGUAUUAGCUAAAUUUGCCUUUUCUUUGCUUUCAACAUUACCGGAGAUUUGAAGAAUAAAAUGCCGGGAAAAGGUAAAUUUUGUGA
Molecule: messenger RNA, 1289 nt
Organism: Eurytemora carolleeae
Lineage: Eukaryota; Metazoa; Arthropoda; Copepoda; Calanoida; Temoridae
Exons: 9
Coding region: 170-1057 (295 amino acids)
Source: RefSeq, a predicted model, not a curated record